AUUCAUGAGCUGAGGCGGGGUGUUAAUAUGUCAGGGUGCUUUGCGGGAAGCUGCGGAGCCACGUCAGGAGAGUCGAUAGAGGUGUGUGAAACUGGAAACGCUAAGCAGCUAGCAGUGGCACUGGAGCUCAGAGACCCACUGGGAAAGCCAGUGGAGCGUUUCUUCUCUGCCAUGGAGCUGUGUGUGAAUGGUGCCCCAACGAGCAGGGUGCAUUGAGAGGCCCAUGGAGUACCCACUGCAGUUCCUGUGCAGAGGCCUGCGCACUGUGGGGCUGAUCCUCCUCUAUUACUGCUUCUCCAUUGGGAUCACCUUCUACAACAAAUGGCUUCUGAAGGAGUUCCACUUUCCUCUCUUCAUGACUCUGGUCCACUUGAUGAUCAUCUUCAUCCUGGCUGCUGUCACUCGAACCCUGAUGCAGUGCUGGACAGGAAAGCCCCGGGUUGUCCUUGGCUGGUCACAGUAUCUCACCAAGGCUGCUCCUACAGCCCUGGCUACUGCCCUGGAUAUUGGUCUGUCCAACUGGAGCUUCCUGUUCAUCACCAUCUCUCUGUACACGAUGACCAAAUCGUCCGCAGUUUUAUUUAUUCUCUUCUUUUCAUUGGUUUUCAAAUUGGAGGAAAAAAACCCGUGUCUGAUCGUGGUGGUGGUUCUGAUUGCCAGCGGGCUCUUCAUGUUCACCUUUGAGUCAACCCAGUUCAACGUGGAGGGCUUUGUGCUGGUGCUGCUGGCCUCCUUCAUUGGGGGAAUCCGCUGGACCCUCACCCAGAUACUCCUGCAGAAGGCAGAGCUCGGUCUACAGAACCCAGUGGACACCAUGUACCACCUGCAGCCUCUGAUGUUCAUGGGCAUCUUCCCACUCUUCCUCUACAACGAGGGUCUAGGCCUGUGUCUAUCGGAGAAGCUAUUCCGUGUCAGUGAGCUGCCCUCCCUGUUGCACUCCCUGCUCACCUUGUCUGCAGGGGGCGCCCUUGCCUUUGGACUGGGGUUUUCAGAGUUUCUUCUUGUCUCCAAAACCUCCAGCCUCACCCUCUCCAUCUCUGGCAUCUUUAAGGAAGUGUGCACCCUGCUUCUAGCUGCUCAUCUGAUGGGGGAUGAGAUGAGUGCGCUGAACUGGCUGGGCUUCGCUGUGUGCCUGUCAGGAAUCUCUCUGCAUGUGGGUCUCAAAGCCUGUCACUCCAGAGGUAAAGCAGGCCAGGUACGGGUGACGUCCUUGAAGAACUCCAGCUCAGACAUUCUCCCUUUGCUGCGGAGAGAUGGAUGUUCUGAGGAGGAGGAUCACGAUGAGGACCUCUGAGACAAGAGUGCAGACACAGCCCCCGUCCCCUGAGUUGUAGGAGAGGAGGACUGGACACUCCAGGGAGGGAGUUGUACUGCAUUCGAGUGUGUCUCUCUCUUUCUCUCUCCCUCCUCCCUGUAAAUGCUGAUCACAAUAACCUGCCUGCAUUGCCUCCCUUUCUCUGCAAUACUAAGCACAGUUGGAUAAGGAGCAGCCCGGGUUUAAGAACAGGGUGGGGCUACUCAUCCAUAGCUUUUAAGGCCUGGUAACUUGCAUUCAGCAAGUCUCUGUUAAUAGUUCUUGACUAACAAGGCAAUUUGAAUUUUGUGCAAUAUAGAAGGUUAGUUAACAUUUGAAAAAGUACAAAGGGAAAAUCAGACUUUCUAAAAUUGAUCUUCAUAUAAUAACCCGCUCCUUGUAAAAACUGAAGCCCUUGAUCCGUUCCGUCAUUUAUCAUGUGCAAUCCAUGAAAGACAUUUCAUACUGGAAUUCGGAUAAAGAAGCAAAUACUGUGCAUCCAGAAGACCAGUGUUUGAAUAGUGUCUGCAGUUGUCUGCUGUGCCUGGAGUCCCCUCCACCUAUAUAAUGAACUAUGGAUACAGUAAUUAGUUAGCCUGGUAACUAACACUGACUUUAUUAUAAUUCAGGGGGGAGGCUACUACUGUUGAAGUUUUUGUUGAUAGCCCAGUCACACACAAUCUGAACUUACAUAGAAGUACUAAGAGAUUUAGACAUACGUUUUGACAAAAAGGUUUCUCAUGGUCUUCACCCACUUACCUACUUACUUUUAAUAUUUGAAACUCUGCUUGUUCGGCGUGUAGAGGUGUUUUCCUGGCCUGUGUUUCUCCAAAAAGCAAAGCUACACUUUGUGCCUCGGUUCCAAAUAUGACAUCUUUGAAAGCUGAAAUGUACGAAAACUAAUUAACACAUAAACACACUCUUAUAGAUCCAGAAUGCCUAUCGGGUAUCUAUUUUUUGUUUUUGAUUUGUAUUUUUUUGUAUUCCUCUUCAGCCAUGGGGGUGCUUAUAUCUCUGACACUGAAGCAACAGUUAAUGCCAGGAAUCUUUACGAUGGUUAUAGGAGCUAUAAAGAGUUAAACAGGAGGAGCUACAUUGAGCCUUUCUGUGUCACUGGAACAGAAUACCUGCUUAGAAUCUCGUGAGAGAAGGCACAAGCCUGUCACAAUUCAGUAAUGUUUGUUUUUUGUUUUUAAAGACUUCAUGUUUGUUUUGAAAAAAACGUAUUAUGUUAAUUUACCCUGUAUGAAAUGUACAGUAUAUGGCAAUAAAAUGUUAAUUGGU
Molecule: messenger RNA, 2578 nt
Organism: Polyodon spathula (Mississippi paddlefish)
Lineage: Eukaryota; Metazoa; Chordata; Actinopteri; Acipenseriformes; Polyodontidae
Gene: slc35h1
Product: solute carrier family 35 member C2
Exons: 11
Coding region: 188-1294 (368 amino acids)
Biological process (GO): UDP-glucose transmembrane transport
Cellular component (GO): cis-Golgi network; Golgi apparatus; endoplasmic reticulum-Golgi intermediate compartment
Molecular function (GO): antiporter activity
Source: RefSeq, a predicted model, not a curated record